Xiphias gladius (swordfish) is the source of this 5178-nucleotide messenger RNA. It is a transcript of the gene tcf3a, whose product is annotated as transcription factor 3a. The coding region runs from base 570 to 2474 and encodes 634 amino acids. Gene Ontology annotation, cellular component: transcription regulator complex. Gene Ontology annotation, biological process: regulation of transcription by RNA polymerase II. Gene Ontology annotation, molecular function: RNA polymerase II cis-regulatory region sequence-specific DNA binding; DNA-binding transcription factor activity, RNA polymerase II-specific; protein dimerization activity. NCBI's taxonomy places the organism in Eukaryota, Metazoa, Chordata, Actinopteri, Istiophoriformes, Xiphiidae. The record is from RefSeq and is a predicted model, not a curated record. The transcript is spliced from 20 exons.
GCUACUCGACAUAGAUCCGCGCGAAUCGGUACUCCGAUCGUUUUGUGUUUCGUUCGCAGGCACAAAACAGUGACAUUUAGGAGUAUUUAACAUUAUCACCGCAUCAAUCCAAACACAGUCGAAACCUGCUUCGUUUGGUUACUUCGUUUUAGUUGAAAUUGGACACCGCUGAUGUUUCAGCGUCCAUGUCCUCCUUUAGACUGUGCUGCGGAGUGAUACUCCACUGGAACCGACAAUGUGGAGGUUGUUAAAAUGUCUACUUGGGAAAUGAAAUGGUAACAAUUUCUUUAACAACAACGAAACGGAGUAACACAAGAGUUAUGGUUCGUGUUGGAGACCUGUUUUCAGUUUCGUGACGAAGACAACAACGAGACGAGGCGGCGGAGGAGUCGUUCAUAUUGCCUUUUCUCAUCUUCAUCAAACCCACCGUCCGGACCACGGGGGAAGGAUCCUAUCCCUAACUUUGUUUUUCUCUAUACUCCAGCCGUUCGUUUCUCCCUGUUGGAUGCCACAUUAUUAAAUCCAGUCGCUUGCUGAGACUGAAAGGGCCAAGUGAACAGCAGCAGAGAAUGGCUGCAGUGGAAACAGACAAGGAACUCAGCGACUUGCUGGAUUUUAGCGCGAUGUUUGAGCCUCCAGUUUCAAAUGGCAAGAACCGGCCGACUACUCUCGCCAGCAGUCAGUUUGGAGGUUCAGGUAUAGAUGAGAGGAGUGGGUCCAGUCCCUGGGGACCAGGAGAACAGAACAGUCCAUCGUUCAACCAGGGAAGGGGUUAUGGAGAAGAAGGCCUUUACAGUGAACAAGAAGGUAUGGCCUCUGCCCCCAUAUUUGGAUCAGGGAUUGUUGGGAAGGCUGAGCGAGGACCAUACUCGUCAUUUGCAGCACAGCCUGGCUUUUUGCCCAGUGAGAUACCCAUGCCCAGUCCUGAUCCCCUCUCCCCAUCUGGCCUGAAGCCCAACUCCCAGUUUUAUUCCUCCUAUGAGGGGAGCAACCCUCGCAGGAGACCCUCACAGGACCCCAUUGAACCACAGCCAAAAAAGAUCAGGAAGGUGCCCCCCGGCCUACCCUCCUCGGUUUAUGCAUCAGCCUCAGGAGAGGAUUUUAACAGGGACAGCACUGGCUACCCAGCCUCCAAGGCAGGAAACGUCUACCCACCACCAUUCUACAUGCAAGAAGGCCUCCACCCGCCCUCCGAUCCAUGGGGCUCUGCCGGGUCGAUGGUUCAGCCUGGUUUUUCUUCCAUGCUGGGCAACUCCCCCCAUCUGAGCCAGCAUGGUCCCUUCACUGCCAUCAACCCCCAAGACAGACUGAAACGGCAGCCGCUGCCCCUCUCUCCACAAAACUACCCCCUGCAUGGCAGUGAGGUGAACGGGGCUCAUCCCGCUGGCUUUCACUCCAGCUCCAGCAGCUUUGGAGUCGCCAGCCACACACCCCCCAUCGCUGGAACUGACACCAUUAUUGCCAAUCGGGGAGCAAUACCUGGAAGUUCAGGUGAUGAGAUUGGAAAGGCCCUGGCAUCUAUCUAUCCUUCAGACCAAAACAGUAACGCCUUCCCUCCGUCCCCGUCUACUCCCUCUGGCUCUCCUCAGGCUGUAUCAGGCUCUGCAUCCCAGUGGACUCGGUCCUCUGGCCAGGCCACACCUUCACCUAAUUUUGAGGGGGGAAUUCAGUCCAUGCAGAGUAAAUUGGAGGACCGUCUGGAUGAAGCCAUCAAUGUUCUUCAGCGUCACGCCAGCGGGCAAGGAGGUCCAGGGCUGGCUGAAAUGCACAGUCUGCUCGCGUCUGGCUUAGGCCUACCUCCAGGCUUCAACAGUGCAGCACUUGGACUGGCCAGUCGCCUGCCUGGACUGCUGUCCAGUCACCGUGAUGACUCAGUUGGUCUGCCCUCUAGUGGAGGACUUCUGCAUAGUCACCAUGGCCCCACAUCUGUCCAGCCAGGCUGUCAGCCUGAACGUUUUACCGGCCUGCCUGGCAGCCUAAAUCGUUCCAGUGGUGCAGAUAUCAAACAAGAGGAGAAGGAGGAUGAUGAGAACUGCUCCAUCACAGACAAGUCAGAGGAUGAGAGAAAAGACAUGAAGGCCCGCCUUGGAACAAGUCUGGAUGAUGAGGAUGACGAUGAAGAUCUACCAGUGGAGAUUAAGGCUGAGCGGGAGAAAGUGCGGAGGUUGGCAAACAACGCCCGCGAACGGAUACGUGUGCGGGACAUCAACGAGGCUUUUAAGGAGCUGGGCCGCAUGUGUCAGCUCCAUCUGAGCUAUGAGAAACCACAGACCAAAUUGAUCAUACUGCAACAGGCCGUUAACGUUAUACUCAACCUGGAGCAGCAAGUUCGAGAGCGUAAUUUGAACCCAAAGGCUGCCUGCCUCAAAAGGAGAGAGGAAGAGAAAGUGUCGAGUGUGGACCCCCAGAUGCAGCUUGGUGGGGGUACCCCUGGUUUAGGAGGAGAUGGACACAACCCUGUUAGCCAUAUGUAAUUCUCAGUUCCUGUUGAUUAUACAGCCCUUAGAACAUGUGGCCUUAAUCUAUCGUUGUCAUGCAUCUCAGUGUGUGUUAAUCAACUUUUGGGAAGCACACACAAAUAUAUACACACCUCAUUACUGACAAAGCAGGUGGCCACAUUCCUGACGAAGAAGCACACUCAUACAGAAAGAGAAAAAAGAAGUAUUACUCUUUACAUGACAAUACUUCGAACCGAGAACACUGGUUUGGAGACAGUGGAAAUUGGACAUAAGGAUGUUCUUCUGAUCAUGUUUUUGUAAGACAUUUUGAAAAAUUGCUUUACAUGUUGGGAGCAAAACUUGUUUGGAUCAAAUAAAACUUUUGGAUCAAUUGCUCAUGUGAGCAGAGUAAGGAUUUGUAUCCUUGGAUAAUUAUUGGCAUUCCCAUCUGAAAAGAAGGUCUUACAUUCUGCAGAAGCAAAGACGGACACCUGGGUCUGUAUGUUAUGACUGAACAAAUACCUGUUUAAAAAUUUCCCUGAAACAGGCCUAAUGCAUAGUGUUUGGUUAAGAUAAAAGUAGCCAUCAUCGCUAUCCACUAAUGCGAUGACUGAAUUACAGAGGUAGGCUUGGAGACAUCCUGCCACUGACUUGUCAAUCAGAGAGCUGACUCUUCUUUUUGAUAUGCUGGUAAUUGUGGCUGUAUUUUCUCGUAAUUUCUUGCUUUGACUGAAAAGGUGCCACAGUUAGUGACUCACAUAUGUGGUGGGAAAUAUUUUUGUUUAUUUUGAACCGUGGAUCCCUGGUUCUUGUCUCUUUAAGUCCUGUACAUGUUUUAUUGUCACUGCCAUGCAAGUGGAAUGGAAAGACUGCCGGAGAGAGACCCGCUGAUGACACAAACACAAGCAAAGACUCUUUACAGAUGCAGAAUUCAUGGUGAUGUUGAAUCAAAUGUGCACACGGACAUCCCAACCUUCCCUCUGUGAGGCUGCCGUUGGACUCAAGCAUACAGGUGUCGUCCUCGCAUCUUAAACCAUCAUGAAGUCAGUCACUCAGCCUAAGUCUCAGCUAUGUGGUCAGCAUGAACCAUCUGAUUAAUACAGCCAGUGUCACAUCAGCCUGCCCACAUCAAAUCAUACGUAAAGACACUGUUACAACAUGGUGAACUUACUUAAAGUAAGUCUCAGAGUAAUUUCUGUCAUGGUAAAUAACAUUUUGCUAGAAGACAGAAAUAACUGUGUAUUGAAGGGGUUGUGAAUGUUAUUGCCACCUUCGCCAUUGACUGACUUGUUCUGGUUUUUGCUCUGUGUUGAGCAAUUGGGUUUUUGUUUAUUUUUCCCCCUUUUGAACAAUUGCAAAGCCUGUUGUAAGGAUCUUCCUUUCGUAGAAUUGGUUUAAUGUUUUUUUUUUUUUUUAUUAGUUUAUUUUUUACUUUGUAAGAUAGUUGUAUGAGUUUUUGUUUUUAUCAUUUGGAUUGCUCUUUCUUUUUUGUUUACAUUGAUUAAAUGUAAGACAACUCUCAAUUUAGAUUCCAGGAACAAAGUGAGGUGUUUUCUUUUGUGCCAGGUGCUUAGAAAUGUUAGAAAUGACAAAAUGAUCUGGCUGUAACAUCACAUGUUGUGAUAUUGCUCUUUUUUUUUUCUUUUUUUUUUAAAUGCCUGUUUGAACACAAACCUGUCAGGCCAGUUGUAAUUAGAUUGUUCUGGUGUCUGCGACAGUUUUUCUUUGCAUGAAACACAAUAUUUUUUCUUCAGCACACCUCCCUCUCCUCUACCUGAUGUCCAGCUCUGUGAUGAGCUUGUUGCUUAGUCUGAGGAAGGGGCAGAAGGGGCGGUCUGCAACAUAAUUCAAUGUUUCAUUAUGAUAUGAAGCAUAAAAUGAAUCAAAAAGGGUGGCCUUAGUCAUUUUCCUGACUUUAGGAUUUUUGAUAACGGUUACUCACCAGUGCCUGAAUUAUUCUCUGCUACAUGGUGGAUGAUGUUGCAUUUAAGGAUUUAUAGGUCAUACCUUUUUUAUAAUACAGAUGUAUAAAAACAUAUAUACUUCAGUACCAUCUGACAGUGUCUCAAAACAUCUAAAUGAAGAAUUACACCCAUUGGCGCUGUCUGCUCCAGUGUCUGUGUUGCAUUAAAUGUAAGUUGACUAAUGACCUGGUCUACAACUUUGACACUGUAAAACUACUUAAAGUUUCUCCUCUUUCACAUACUGAUUCUGUUGAAUAUGAUUUUGUCCUUGACUGGCGUGUGCGUUUAUGUAUGUACAGCUAUAUGAUAUGUCCUUAUCAGCUUUAUCACUGCAAGCUGAUACUGAAAUGUAACAGUAUUUGGUUUACCUCUACCUGUAAUUUCUUCACAAAUCUCCACCCAUGGACUAGCCCCAAACAUUAUUUUCUGUCAGUUACUCUAGCCUUUCUGCAUGAAAACGUGGUGGUGCCGUGAUAUGGAAAAUCGCUACUGAAUGCUUGUGCUUUUAUUUCUUUACAUGAAAGAUGUGUAUGUCUCUACAGUAUCAAGUAUCAAAACAUACACCUGACAUUCUUUGUUAACAAACCCUUUCUGUCCUCCUCACCAGGUGACCUGCUACAGAUCUCUGUCCUCACUCAUGUUUGGGGACAACAUCUAUGUAGGCUAUGUCCUCAAAGUGCCUCCAGUUUCCUAUUUUUUAUAUAUAAAGUAGAUACCAAGAACUGUUGCGUCUAUAACAGUAAUGUAGCAAUAAAUGUGCCAUUUUUAAUAACAAA